This is a messenger RNA of Aspergillus neoniger CBS 115656, 2169 nucleotides long. Its product is annotated as cytochrome P450. Gene Ontology annotation, molecular function: heme binding; iron ion binding; oxidoreductase activity, acting on paired donors, with incorporation or reduction of molecular oxygen. The coding region runs from base 258 to 1946 and encodes 562 amino acids. The transcript is spliced from 3 exons. NCBI's taxonomy places the organism in Eukaryota, Fungi, Ascomycota, Eurotiomycetes, Eurotiales, Aspergillaceae. The record is from RefSeq and is a predicted model, not a curated record. Gene Ontology annotation, biological process: ergosterol biosynthetic process.
GAGCGGGUCGAGGCUACUAGUAGUACUUUACUAAGGGCGCUCACUUACUGGCAAGUGGCGUGCUGCCGUUUUUCUCUCUUGCUUGUACUUACCCAAAAGUGCACUUUCCUGCGCUGUUGCAAGCAGUUCACAUAUUUGUCGCGCUUCCACGCCAAGGGCUAGGAAGGUGCCUUCGCUUGAAUCAUUCUUCCUUGUGAACACAACCAACUCACUCCAAUUGUCUGUUCCGGUCAUUCUGUUCCCGCUGUUGUCCCAUCAUGGGCCUGCUCGCGGUCGUUCUCGACAGCCUCUGCGAGCGCUGCUCGAACACGUCAAUUCUAGUACUCCUGGGGAUUGGACUGUCAUCCCUGCUGGCUGUCUCCGUCAUUCUCAAUGUCCUAAGACAGUUGUUAUUCAAGAACCCCAAUGAGCCCCCUUUGGUGUUUCACUGGUUUCCAUUCAUAGGUAGCACAAUUAGCUAUGGCAUGGAUCCUUAUAAAUUCUUCUUCGACUGUCGCGCAAAGUACGGCGAUAUCUUCACCUUCAUUCUCCUCGGCAAAAAGACAACAGUGUAUCUGGGAACCAGGGGCAACGAUUUCAUUCUAAACGGAAAGCUACGUGAUGUCUGUGCUGAAGAAGUCUACUCCCCACUUACAACCCCUGUCUUUGGGCGUAACGUGGUAUAUGAUUGUCCCAAUGCCAAACUUAUGGAGCAGAAGAAGUUUGUCAAAUUCGGUCUCACAUCAGAUGCCCUGCGUUCAUACGUUCGUUUGAUCACCAACGAGGUAGAUGACUUUGUCGAGCAUUCUGCGGCUUUCCAGGGAUCAAGUGGCGUUUUUGACGUCUGCAAAACCAUCGCAGAGAUUACCAUCUACACUGCGUCACGUUCUCUUCAAGGAAAGGAAGUCCGGAGUCGGUUUGAUUCUACUUUCGCCGAAUUAUACCAUGAUCUUGACAUGGGGUUUGCUCCUAUCAACUUCAUGCUCCCUUGGGCACCCCUUCCUCACAACCGGAAACGUGAUGCUGCACAGAAAAAGAUGACCGAAACUUAUAUGGAGAUUGUCAAAGAACGCCGUACGGGUGGAAACAAGAAGGAUUCUGAGGAUAUGGUCUGGAACCUCAUGUCCUGCGUAUACAAAGAUGGCACUCCUGUUCCAGACGAGGAAAUCGCACACAUGAUGAUUGCCUUGCUUAUGGCUGGCCAGCAUUCUUCUUCAUCGACAGCUUCAUGGAUAGUCUUGCACCUUGCAAGAAAUCCAGAAAUCAUGGAAGAGUUAUAUGCCGAACAGAUCCGUGUGCUUGGGUCAGAUCUUCCACCUCUUACUUAUGAAAAUUUGCAGAAGCUUGACUUGCACGCUAAGGUCAUCAAAGAGACACUACGAAUUCACGCGCCGAUCCAUUCAAUCAUCCGCGCAGUCAAAAACCCAAUGCCUGUGGAUGGCACGCCAUAUGUCAUCCCAACCAGUCACAAUGUCCUUUCAUCGCCUGGUGUUACCGCAAGAUCAGAGGAAUAUUUCCCUAACCCUCUCAAAUGGGAUCCUCACCGCUGGGAUGAGACUAUUGCAGCCAAUGCGGAAGAAGAAGAUCAAAUUGAUUAUGGAUAUGGUCUUGUCAGCAAAGGCACUAAUAGCCCCUACCUUCCAUUCGGUGCAGGACGUCACAGAUGCAUUGGUGAGCAAUUCGCCUACGUGCAACUUGGUGCAAUUACCGCGGCUUUGGUCAGGUUAUUCAAAUUCCGCAACCUGCCAAACGUCAAGGAUAUCCCGGAAACAGACUACUCGGUAAGUCACGCUAUCUUCAAAGCGAUCAUGUGUCGACCUUUCUGGCUACGAUUGACAAGGCUGACCAAUUCUAGUCUCUCUUCUCCAAGCCUGCUGGCAAGUCUAUCAUUCAAUUUGAGAAGCGCGCUACCACCGUUAAAUCAUAACGACCUGCCUCUGUUACUGCAUAGAAACCGCCUUUUGUGAUUGUUCUCAAACCUCUUAUGUAAUAUGAUGGAAAUGACUGGAUAACAGUCUUUCAUGGGAUUGUUUUUAUUUUGUUUCUCCCUUGGGGCUUUAAUGGCCGGUUUUUUCUCAUGUAAUGGCUGCUUGUACAGUACUUCAAUCCAAUGUCUUGAUCUAGGGUUGACUAUGAGUGAGGAUUGUAUUUUGGGUACGCGAUUUGCUCGCAUUUGAAGAGGCCUUAAUG